AUGGCGGCGGGCGCCUCGGACCCUCUGGAAGAGAUGCUGCUCUUCUCCGAGGAGGUGGACGAGAAGGCGGUCAGCGACCUGGUGGGCUCCUUGGAAUCGCAGCUGGCUGGCGGCCGGGGCUCCGCCGAGGCGCCCCAGCCCAGGACCUCCGCCCCGUCCCAGCAGCAGCAGCCGCAGCAGCAGCAGGGGAGCUUAGCGGGGGGCAGCAGCCCCGUCCGGCAGCAGCAAGGGCACCCCGCUCCUCCCCCGGCCCCGGCGGCAGGGGAGGCGGCGGGGCGCCCCGGAGCCGCGGAGAGCCGAGCCCCUGCCCAGGGGCCGCUCCCGUCCCCGUCCCCCCCGGCGGCAGCGGCGGUGUCGGCGGCGGCGGCGGCGGCAGGGCGGGGAGUGAGUGUAAACAGUAGUAGUGUGCAGCAAUCACAUGGAGCCGCUCUCCUCAGCAGCAGCAGCAGCAGCCCCGCCGCCCCUGCCCCGCCGCAGCCCGCCGGCCCCCCUGCCCAGCCUGUCACCACCACCAACAACAACCACCCCCGUGCGGCUGCCCGGGACGCGGCCAGCCCCGACCCCGGCGGCAGCCCGCCCGCCGCCGACUGCCCGCCGCCGCUGCGAGCCGAGGCCGCGGGGGGGAGCGGGGCGGGGGGCGGCGGGCGGCAGGGAGCCGAGGAGGAGGAGGAGAGCACCGCUGCUGCCGCCUCCUCAACGCCCUCGGUGCUCCCCGGUGAGGCGGCGCCCAACGGGGAAGGCGCCGGGGGCCGGCCGGCGGCAGUGCCCCCAGUCAGCAACCAUCAGAGCCGCGGCAGCGCCGACGCCGCCCCGGCGCAGCCCAAGCCCUCGCACGGCCCGCUCCCCGCACUAAACGCACUCGGCAACUCCGCCAGCCCCGCGCCCGCCGCCGGCGCUGCCACCCCGCCGGGACAAGGCUCGGUCGCCAACUGCGCCCCGCCGCCCUCCGCCGCGGUGGCGCCCGGUGGCGGCCCCAAGCCCGCGGGCGUCGCCAAGGCGGGCGUUGCGCUCCCCGCCGCCCCCCAGGCCCUGUCGCCCAGGCCGGCGCUGGGCGCUGCCCCGAGGAUCGUGGCCCCCCAGCUGAUCGUCAGGCCGCCGCAGCAGACCACCAUCCAGCUGCCGCCGGGCUUCACGAUACCGCCGGGUAUGGUCUUGGUGCGCACGGAUGCUGGACAACUUGUAAUGGUGCCUCAGCAGGCUCUAGCACAGGCUCAAAUGCAGGCUCAAGUACAAACGCAGGGACAGGGUCCUACCAGCAUUUCACCUAGACUUUCAGUGCCCACAAGUGGCCCAGUUUUUCGCCUGUCAACAGCUCAGCAACCAACUUCUGUAGCCACAUCUACUGUCCGCCUAGGACUUCCAGUGCAAGCCAAAGUUGUUCAAUCAACUGUGACACCUGUUAGUGCUACGUCCGCUGCAACUCUGCCAGGAGGCUCUAUUCUUUCACAUACCACAGUAUCAGUAGUUUCAACAAGUGCUCAAAAUGUAUUCAAGACCACAGUAGCAACAGUAGGAACAUCAGCAUCUCAACAACCUGCAGUAAUUACUGGUGGACAAACUCAAGCUUCAGCACAGACGCAGAGUCAGCCUCGGCUGCCACUUCCACCUCAUACAACAGCACAAGUACCAGCACAGCCUCAAGUAAUACCAAGCUCUCCUGUACCUGGAACUACAGUUGUAUCACAGGAAAUGCAAGAAAAUGUGAAAAAAUGCAAAAACUUUUUAGCUACUCUUAUAAAGCUUGCUUCUCAUAAUUCACCUUCUCCAGAAACGUCCCGUAAUGUGAAAGCUCUGGUUCAGGAUUUGUUGGAUGCAAAGAUUGAUCCAGAAGAAUUUACAGGCCGCCUUCAGUCAGAACUCAAAUCAUCACCCCAGCCAUAUCUUGUACCUUUCCUUAAGAAAAGUCUACCUGCAUUGAGACAAUCUUUACUGAAUAGUCAACAUUCAGUUUUGCAAGGACAGCCGUCUCAGCAGUCACUUCAACAAACCAAGCUAUCACAAGUUAUACCUCAAUCUGCCUCUGGAAGUAUUUCCUCUGUUGUCACAACGCAGACAAUAGGAAUAAGGCAACCAAACAACAUUUGCACAGUCUCUGUAUCAAAUACAGUGCAGCCUCCUCAGGUUAAGGUGGUACAGUCAAAUCAGAGUUCUCAACUGCAGAUUAUCCAGUCAACAUCUGCUCAAACUGUGAAACGAAACCCUGCUUGCCAGACUACCCAGAUUAGGAUGCCAGUGGUAAUAACUCAGACCAUUAGACCACAAGGCACAGUAGGGAAGGCACCAACAAUACAAGCCAGCAAAAGUCCUGGGGGCUUUGGUGUUCAGGUCUCUGGAAAUCAGAAAAACAAGCUGAAUGACCCUGGAGGUGGUUCUUUCAGAGAUGAUGAUGACAUCAAUGAUGUUGCAUCUAUGGCCGGUGUUAAUCUAAAUGAAGAAAGUGCCCGAAUUAUGGCUACCAACUCUGACUUGGUUGGAACCCAGAUACAGUCCUGUAAAGAUGAACCCUUUCUUGCUGCUAUACCUCUACACAAACGCAUACUUGAAAUGGCUAAAAAAUUAGGAAUUACUGAUGUGCCAGCUGAGGUGGUUACUUUUAUUUCCCAUGCAACACAAAACAGAUUAAGAACAGUGAUAGAAAAAGUAACGGUGAUAACCCAGCACCGCAUGGAAUCGUACAAAGAUGAUGAGUGGUAUGAACAAGCUACAGAUGUCCGAUCACAGCUAAAGUUUUUUGAACAGUUGGAGCGUUUAGAAAAGCAAAGGAAAGAUGAACAAGAGAGGGAAAUCUUGCUAAAGGCUGCCAAGAGUCGCUCAAGGCAAGAAGACCCAGAGCAAGCUAGACUGAAACAAAAAGCAAAGGAGAUGCAGCAACAAGAACUUGCACAAAUGAGGCAGAGGGAUGCUAAUCUAACUGCGUUGGCGGCUAUCGGUCCCCGGAAGAAACGGAAGCUUGAUUCACCUGGACUGCUCACCAUAGGAGGAGAGGGCCUCAGUAUGUCUGGUGGAAGUCAGGCUGGCUUGGGGACUCCUUCAUCCAGGCAGUAUGCCCGACAGAAAAUAACUCGCGUAAACCUCAGGGACUUCAUCUUCUACAUGGAACAGGAAAGAGAAACGAGCCAUUCUCUCCUGCUCUAUCGAGCUCUGCUUAAGUAAAGCCAAGAAUUGUACUGAUUUCUCCAUACAGAAGCUCAACUUGCAUUGAAAAGCUGUCAUUUUAAUGUGCCUUCUAUUUUUUUCAGAAGUCAAUGUUUCAGUAAUUUUGUUUUGUAAAAUUGUCAGACACAUGCAAUAAAUUCCCUUUAUGUAAAAAAAAAAAAAAAAAAAAAAAGGAAAAAAAGAAAGAAAAAAUGUGCAAAAGGUUUUAAAAUGUUAAAUCCACAGAUGUAACCAACUUCAAAGUCUUACUACAUUUGGCCAUUUUAGAUGAGGCUAAAAUAGAUGGCAUUGAAGUUACACAAAUGGCAAAACUGCUGCAAUGGCUUACAUAAACCAU
Molecule: messenger RNA, 3493 nt
Organism: Cygnus atratus (black swan)
Lineage: Eukaryota; Metazoa; Chordata; Aves; Anseriformes; Anatidae
Product: transcription initiation factor TFIID subunit 4-like
Exons: 15
Coding region: 1-3153 (1050 amino acids)
Biological process (GO): transcription initiation at RNA polymerase II promoter; DNA-templated transcription
Cellular component (GO): transcription factor TFIID complex
Molecular function (GO): RNA polymerase II general transcription initiation factor activity; DNA binding; protein heterodimerization activity
Source: RefSeq, a predicted model, not a curated record